Alexandromys fortis (reed vole) is the source of this 7090-nucleotide messenger RNA. It is a transcript of the gene Eaf1, whose product is annotated as ELL associated factor 1. Gene Ontology annotation, biological process: regulation of DNA-templated transcription; transcription elongation by RNA polymerase II. Lineage: Eukaryota; Metazoa; Chordata; Mammalia; Rodentia; Cricetidae. The transcript is spliced from 6 exons. The coding region runs from base 16 to 1080 and encodes 354 amino acids. Gene Ontology annotation, cellular component: super elongation complex. The record is from RefSeq and is a predicted model, not a curated record. Gene Ontology annotation, molecular function: transcription elongation factor activity.
AAGUUCUCUCUGCCCAUGGCACUCCCCCCACUAUUUCCGCUGGGGAGCCGGAAGUCCCGCCCCGCUGCCGGAAGCGCAGCGGCAGUACUUCCUCAGAGUCUCUCUGGACGCGGUGUAGACUGGUUUCCGGCCCCCGGUGGGCGCGGACUUGGCUCAGUGCGCGCUCCGGAGCUGUGUCCCGGGAGCGGGGUCCUGCGGGCCGCUUGCGCGGGGAUCUGGGACUGCGGCCGCGCGAGGAGAGCGCCGAUCCCGGUGCCAGCCAGUUGCAAGGCCAUGAACGGCACGGCGAACCCGCUGCUGGAUCGCGAGGAGCACUGCCUGCGGCUGGGGGAGAGCUUCGAGAAACGACCGCGGGCCUCCUUCCACACUAUUCGCUAUGAUUUUAAGCCAGCAUCGAUAGACACUUCCUGUGAAGGAGAGCUCCAGGUGGGCAAAGGAGAUGAAGUCACAAUCACACUGCCACACAUUCCUGGGUCCACACCACCAAUGACCGUGUUCAAAGGGAACAAACGGCCUUAUCAGAAAGAUUGUGUGCUCAUUAUCAAUCAUGACACCGGAGAGUAUGUGCUGGAGAAGCUCAGCAGCAGCAUUCAGGUCAAGAAGACGAGAGCCGAGGGGAGCAGUAAAAUCCAAGCCCGAAUGGAACAACAGCCUGCUCGUCCCCCACAGCCAUCACAGCCACCACCUCCUCCACCACCCAUACCAUUCCGAGCCCCAACGAAGCCUCCAGCUGGACCCAAAACGUCUCCCUUAAAGGAUACGCCCUCACCUGAACCCCAGCUGGAUGACAUCAAAAGAGAGCUGCGGGCUGAGGUCGACAUCAUCGAGCAGAUGAGCAGCAGCAGUGGGAGCAGUUCCUCUGACUCUGAGAGCUCCUCUGGGAGUGAUGACGACAGCUCCAGCAGCGGAGGAGAGGACAACGGCCCAGCCUCUCCUCCCCAGCCUUCACACCAGCAGUCCUACAACAGCAGGCCCACAGUGGCCAAUGGGACCAGCCGGCCCCAAGGAAGCUCUCAGCUGAUGAAUACGCUCAGAAAUGACUUGCAGUUAAGUGAGUCUGGCAGUGACAGUGAUGACUAGCUCCAGGCUUUUGAAAUCUGCUUCCGGUACGUGGACAUGCUGCAAGACCCAGCGACUUCUGCCAGGAUUCCACGCCACAGGAGGAUGUUGCACAGCAGGGCCUGUAGGAGCAGUUAAGGCCUGGGAGCAUGCAGACACUCAGUUUUUGACUUGGUGGUGGUGGGUGAUUUUCUCACGUAAUUCUUGAACAAUCUCUUGUUUCAGAGUUUAAGUAGAUCUAUAGGAGAACGAAUGGAAUUCUGUUUCCACGUGGUUAACAUUAUUAAUGAAAAACAGAUCCUGAUCUCGGGCCCUCAAGGCCCCUGUCCUCACCAGGCCAGUGAUUCAGCAGCCAUCAGUUUGGCCAGGCAGUCUGUACCAGUAAAAUAAAAGUCUUUGAGGGUUAUGGAAAGAAAGGAGAUCCUCAAACUGUGUCAUAGAAAUAUGUUAAGACCACUUUCCAUCUUUGACAUGAAGUGGUAAGGAAGUUUUGUGUGACCCAGUUUGACAAGACCAUAGAAGUAGACCUUGGCAGAGUCUUUGGGUCAAUUAGUGUGUGUGUGGGUAUGUGUGGGUAUGUGGUUGUGGGUGUGUGUGCUGGAAAUCCAGUUGCUCGACCCAGCGCAGCUAGGAAAGGAAAGCACACUGCAGGGAAUGUCCAGUCACCUGUCUCAGGUGUACGCUUGCUCGCUAUUUCUUUGAAUUACACUUGCUGGCGUCAGACUUUUCUGCACAGACGUUUCUGUCAGAUUCCAAAAGACAAAAGCAUUGCUGCCAUUCAGCUCGGAUUCAGACUCAGGCAAUUCCCGUGUAUGUGAGGCGGAGUGAGCAGCAGCUGCCACGCUGACGCACAUCCUCAGCUCAUCUGAGACUUCUGGGUUCACAUGGAUCCAUCCUCAGGUAUUCUUAAUCCCGUGGCUGUUAGCGGAGGAUAGGAAUCAAGGAGGGGUGUAGUGGGGAACCCUCUGAGCAGAUUGGCCAGCUGCAAGCCUCCAGAGUCCAGAUAGGAGUUCUGCAGUAUGAAAUACUCUUCAUGAGCUCUCUAUGCUUUUGUGCCUGACUCCCAGACCAAUUGGUAUUUUCAUAGAAGAGAAUCACAAGAUUGCCUUUUGCAGUGUGCCAUUUCCAAAUAACUGUUCUUGCUGGAAACUGGUCACGAGUCAAUGUUCCACACUGAGGAAGUGUGUGGUGACUUGUACGUUGCCACCCAUCUCACAGUAGAUGUAGUUAGAAUGAAUAUAUCCUAGGAAAUUCCUGUCUUUCAGAUAAUACUAAUGCUCUUUUUCCCUUGGGUUUUCCUCCACUCACAUAAGCCUUUCUCCUGAGCUAGUGGAGGGAGGUGUUCUGGACCUAGAAAGGAAAUGAAUGGUCCAUGGUGGGACUUAGGUUAGACUCAUACCAUAUAGGUAGGAUCCUAACUGUUUGAUCCGCAGAUUGCAGUGGGAUAGAAGCCAUUGCCUAGCAGCACAUGUACACCAUUUUGCCCAAGUACCUCGUGCUGGGGUCUCAGCCUCUGGGGCGAUGCUCGGUGAAUCUCCAUGGCAGGUGGGAACCUUCUUAUAGCAAGCUGAUAAUUUCUUUAUAAUUCUUUGGUAAUGGCAGCUCAGGGAAGGUGCAGGUUAUGAUUGGGUGGCUUGAAUUGUCCCUGGAUCUGGGAAUUGAAUUGUCUUACUGUUCUUUGCCUGCUUACACUGGGGCAGGUUCCAGGAACUUGAACUAAAAAUGCAAUGUAGAUCUCACCCUUGCUCUGCCCUUCUCCAAAGCCUUGGUUUCUGUAGACAGAACUGUGUGUGGGCAUGCUGGCCAGUGACUGUUUCUAUAGGAAGUGCCUGCAUGUGGCACUGGGCUUGGUCAGUCAGACUCUCUGUCACCCGGCCUACCCAGCACCACAUGCUUUUGUUGGCUCCAGUUUGUGCUCUCUGCACAGUCCUUCAGUGCUUCCAUCUUCUUUCCCUUCCUUAGUAAAAAGCAAAACAAAAACAAACAAACAAAAAAACCAACAAAAACCAUUUUUGAAAAUCCAGACUCUUGCCUCUUACAUUGAUGAUGACAAUGAUGACUUCUCGGGUAUCCUUGUGCCAACUGAGUGACUUCCUUCCUGUCUCUGUGCCUUUGCUGUUCCCUCUUCUUCACCCACUCAACCUUCUCCAGACUCCUCAGGUACCAUCUUCACCAACUCUAGGUCUUCCCACCUAUGGGGUAUGUCCUAAUGUGCAUACAAAUUGCCUUUCUCCUACCUGGUCUCUGGUUGGUAUGAGUACCUCAAAAGUACAGAAGUAGACAUGCAUGUGCUCCUAGCUUAGAGGACAGGAGGCUGAGAGAACUAACUAGUUAAGGAUUGAGAAUAAACAUAGGGGAAACAUUCCAGUGUAGCUUUAUACCCGGAAAUAAUUAUACAGAAGCUGUAUUCUUUUAAACACUGCUUGGCCCAUUAGCCUCUUACUGGCUAAGUCUCACAUCUUUAUUAACCCAUUUCUAUUAAUGAGUGUAGCACCACGAGGUGGUGACUUACCAGAGGGGAUCUUAACCUGCAUCCAUCUUGGAGAGGAGAGUUAUAGCGUCUCCUUCUUCCCUUCUUCCCAGCAUUCUGUUCUGUCUACUCCGCCUACCUAAUUUUCUGUCCUAUCAAAGGCCAAGCAGUUUCUUUAUUAAUUAACCAAUGAAAGCAACAGACAAAUGACGCUUCUCCAUCAUUUCCCCUUUUUCUGUUUAAACAAAAAAGAAAGGCUUUUACUUUAACAUAGUAAAAUUACAUAUAACAAAACAGUUAUCAAACAAGAAUUACAGUUACAAUAUUUAUAUCUAUUUUAUCUUGUAUCAUAACUAAGGAAAACUAUAACUAUCCAUUCUUCAACUCCAUCAAAGACUCCAGAAGGAUAAAGGAUAUAAUAUUACCUAAGUAAACAAGAAAUAAGCAACUUUCAAAAAUCUAGAAAUGACAGAGACAUCUUGCUGCCUGGACAAUUACCCAAAGUUCCUCUGUACCAUUGGGGCAUCCAUCUUCGGCCUAUAGGCCCAUAGUAUCCAGCAGACAUUUCCAUGAAGCAGGAAAUUUCAAAGGCAGUUCAGUCAUUAUCUGCUGUGUCCUGUAGAAUGUUUCGUGAAUUCUUUUAGGAAGCAGGAACCCCGCAAGACCAUCUCACCUUUAGGCAAGUUCAGCAGUCCUCUCUCUGAGGGUUCUCUGUGUCCAGUUUAUGCAUCAGUCCAGGCAAGAGCAGUUUCAUGCCCAAAUGGCUAACCAACUCCAUAAGGAUCCUCUUCGAAGCCCAUCUUCCUCUCGAAGUAGAUUGGUGCUGCCAGGAGCAGACAUGUCUCAUUGUCAUGAAAAGCCCUAAGUUAUUAAAACAUUAAAUGCCAUAUUCUACAGUCUUUGAAUGACAUGAAGAAUGUCUACAUGACUACAUGCUUGACUAUUAUCGAUGAUUAUUCAUUAACAACCUAUAUUUCCUGAUUAUACAUUACAUUUUUAAAUGAACUACACAAUCACAAUACCUUAAUAAAGAUCAGAAAUACAUAUACAUAUAACAAAAUUGACCUUAAUACCAAUAAAGCAAAAUUUAUACCAAUGUAGAUUAUUCAUAUCUAUAUCAUAUCCCCUUUUAAAUGUAAAAGAACAUUUAUAAACAAUAUUUGGGAACAUGGGCGCAGUUUUUUCUCUCCUGCUGUAUGGGGGCGCUGUUAAUCAGGUCUUUCAUGGUGUAACCUGUGUGCCAGGUUCAUCUCAGUCGGCAGUUGAGUGAAGUAAUUUUUUGAGGGUAUUCACAGCAACCUUUCAGGAGGACGUGGUCUAUCAUAUCAAAUUGGGAUAGAAGCAGUCCACAGGGUCUCAUCCUCUGUGAAAACAAAAAAAGACCCUCUCCAAAGCAUCAUAUCCUUCGGUCCAAAUUCUGAAGUCAUACCCUUAUGAUAUCCAUUCUGGUCUAGCUUGGUAGCCCAUAUAAUGAAAUGUCUCCCUGUACUUAGCUCCUUUACAGUCAGAAAUUUUAAAGAAAACACAAUGUAUACAAUCCAGACUUUCUGUGAAUUUUCUAUUUUUAUGUGGCGUAUUUUUCUUUAUUUCUUUUAAUCUAUAGCUAUCUGUACUCUGUCUCUUUAAAGACUUUACCCUUUGUUUUUAUUCUUUCCAUCUUUUUUCUUCUCUCUCUCAAGCCUAUGUACACUCAUCCAACAUUGUGACCCAUUUAGUGGUCUUUUAUGUCUGAACCUGUCCUAUUGUGAAUCUGUAAUUUUUUACUAUCCAGGAGCACUUCUUAAAAUGUUAAGCACUUCUUAAAAACUUAAGUUGCGCCAUGUAGAGGUAAUACGGUACCACCUGUUUACUGCCAGUCUAAACCUUAAUUGCAUGGUUAUUAGGAUAAUUACAAUAGUUCCUGCCUGAGACCAGCACAGUUCAGCAUGGCGGAGCUGCUUGUGCCUCUGGGUCACUUGUGCCUCAGAGCUGCAGAGUGGAGGGCUGUUCUGGUUGUUGGCUCCACCUCUCUCCAAUUUCAAAAUGGAGGAUGUACCAUUUUCUACUAGCUCUGGGGCCACCAGGUAGGAGCCGCACUCAGCACUUUAACUCUGAGACUGAGCGUGCGGCACAGAAACUCUCUCUCUUCAUCCAAGUUGCAGCCAAAUCGGACACGCAGAGCACUGCAUAGUCUGAAAACAUCUCUCUGUAUGGCAGCAGGAAUCGGCCAUGCUCUCCAGCCUGCCUAAGUCUGAUUCCUCCAUCUGCCCAGGCAGCAAGAGCUGGGCCAAGGGCAUGGUCUCAGCUACUUUCCUCCCGAUCCUGAGCGGAACACAAACAUCCAGUCUCAUAAAAGCCAUUGAAAUGCUUUAUAGCCAGAGUUCGCGCUGGCAGCACAGCCCAGGAAGCUGCGUUUUAAACUUGCAGCAGCUUUUUUCCUGCUAUGGCUGCUGAGUCAGGGAAAUUUCUUGGCAGGAUGCCACCCACAAACAGCAAAAAGCUGUGUUAAAUUCUCUCUCCUUUUUAAGCCCUCUCAGGUUUUACGUGUCAUUAGUUACCACGUUGGAGCACCACUCUGUAGCUUUAUACCUGGAAAUAAUUACACGGAAACUGUAUUCUUUUAAACACUGCUUGGCCCAUUAGCUCUAGCCUCUUACUGGCUAACUCUCACAUCUUGAUUCGCCCAUUACUAUUAAUGAGUGUAGCAUCACGAGGUGGUGGCUUACCAGAAGGGAUCUUAACCUGCAUCCAUCUUGGAGAGGAGAGCUAUAGCGUCUGCCUCACUUCCCGUCUUCCCAGCAUUCUUCUGUUUUGUCUACUCUGCCUACCUAAUUUUCUGUCCUAUCAAAGGCCAAGCAGUUUCUUUAUUAAUUAACCAAUGAAAGCAACAGAUAGACAAAUGACCCUUCUCCAUCAUUCCAGGCAUUGAGACAGAGCUGAAACUACCCAUGCAAGUCCCUACUGAAUUUUUAAAUUACCUUUUAUUUGCUCUAUGCAAUGUUAGCCACCUGGGUGAUGUGGGAAAACUAGUUCUACAGAGAAGCCAUGGCAAUCCUUUGAAAAGUUUUGGGAAAAUGCAAUACAGAUAAACUAGAGAUUUGUAAUAAUGCCACUGGUUAAUUUAUUUCUGUAGCAGAAUAAUUUUAUCUAUGGGUGAUAUGUUGCAGUAAUAGGGAAACUUGAAAAUUCCAAAGUCCUUUCUUUUCUUUAUUGAUAGUAUUGUUUAGCUUGUGUGUGUGUGUGUGUGUGUGUGAUAUUUAUUACAUUAUUUUGAAAGAGAAUUUAAUCUGUUUUGUAGAUAUGUAUUAAGAAUAAUAAAGUGGAUCUUUCCACUUGGCAAGGAACAUAGACUUUCUAAGACUCAGGCCUUAACCAGUAGGAAGUGUUAGGAAGCGUGUUUUUGUUGCCUCUGUUAUUUUGGUCUUAGAUUCCUUGUCUCCUUUAUUAAUGAUAUUUAAAAUCUUGUGCCUAAAAAUUCAUUUGGCUUAAUUCUGAUGUAGACAUGCAUGUUUACAUUUAUAUUUGCUGUGUAGUCUCUCUCAAGAUAAAUAUAUUUCAAUAAAAAUGAAGGUCUGCAAUAUA